AUGCAAGUCGCGAAACCCUACGUCAUAUACCCAGCUUUUGCAUUUUUGGCUUAUCCAAAUAGAGAUUCCACUCCGUUCAAAGAAUUUUAUAACAUCCCAGAGGCUCAGACAGUUUUGCGCGGGACCCUACGCUAUCAGGGAUUUACCGAUUUUGUCAAAGUUUUGGUUAAUAUCGGCCUGCUCAAUGAUUCCGAGCAGGAAUACUUAAGACCAGAUGCACCAGAUAUAACAUGGAGGGACGUGCUAGCGAAAACCCUCGGCGUGACCGAUAGCUCCGAAGUUAACCUUCGAGCUCAAAUUUCUUCAAAGACAUCGGGAAUACCUGAAGAGGAGGUGGAAAGAAUUCUCAAAGGCUUCAAAUGGAUCGGCCUCUUUUCUGAUAACAAAGUGUAUCUCCGAGGAACGCUACUUAAUACACUUUGUGCGACACUAGAGGAGAAGAUGAAAUACGCUGAAGGUGAAAGGGACAUGGUUAUCCUUCAGCACAAAUUUGAAAUUGAAACUAGAGAUGGAAAAAGGGAAAUUUGGACCUCAACUUUAUUGGAAUAUGGAAAACCCUCAGGACCGUCGGCAAUGGCCACCACAGUCGGUACGCCUUGCGGUAUUGCCGCUCAAUUGGUCUUAGAUGGAGUUAUCAAACAGAAAGGGGUUUUGGCUCCGUACACACUGGAAAUCAUUAACCCCAUAAUUGAGAUCUUGGAAAAAGAAGGCAUCAAAAUUAUCGAAGAAAGAUUUGAAUCCUAA
Acaulospora colombiana is the source of this 744-nucleotide messenger RNA. The record is from the annotation of a GenBank genome assembly. Lineage: Eukaryota; Fungi; Glomeromycota; Glomeromycetes; Diversisporales; Acaulosporaceae.